AUGGUGCGAAUAAAGGACUCCAGCCAAAUGUAGGUAUCCUUGUUUGUCUUUACCUUCAUUUUUUUGUGCUAAUUUAAAAAAAGAUUUUUUUACUGAAAAUCAGCGUAAGCUUAACUUCAGGCUACAAUGAGUCAAACAAAAAUUAUUAGAGAGCACUUUUAAGUGUAAAUUUAUAUAGCUUUAGUCCUCUACCAGAAGCGUCGCAAAAAAAUGGCAAAGAAGAACCAGAACGCAGAGCUACAUUCUUCGACAUUGUAAGUUAAAGCUGUAGUUAUUUUAAUAUUUUUAAAAUUAUAAAUUUCUCAGCUACUAUGUCUUUAAAUACUUUGUAUUUAUUUUAGUAUCGUUACGCGAACAGAUGGGAUCUUAUAGUACUGUUGUGUGCUUUAGCAUUAAGUCUGACACAAGGAGCGUUCUACUCCAUGAAUCCCAUGAUCUUCAAGGAUCUCACCAACGCUUUAAUAGAAGGCGCUUACAGAUGGGAGAUCGGAAUGUUCGACUACGAUGACUUUCACGAUAAAGCCAUGAAGGCAAUCUGGAAGUACCUGGUCUUCGGUCUAGGAGUGUUUCUAUGUGGAUUCUUUGGUGUAAGUUGUCGUACAUUGUCUUGUUACUAUUUUAUUUAUAAAAAAAAAUCUAACUAUGUAUAAUAGAAUGGCACAGUUUUAACUUUUAUUUUUUGAAUUUUUUUAAAUUUAGAAAUAUUUUAUGUUAACAAUGUAAGCAAACUCAUUGCAGAUGAGUUGUUGGAACAUUGGAUCAGAAAGACAAGUCUACAAAAUCAGAAUGCGCUUCUUUAGAGCCUUGUUGCGACAAGACCGUAGCUGGUUUGACAAACACGAUUCUGGAGUUUGGACUACCAAGAUGGCUGAGUAAGACUAUUAUUACAAGCGCUUUUAGUUACAGUAGUCUUUGAAAUGUCAAAGUUAAUAAUUUUAGUGGAAUCGACCGAAUAAAGGACGGCAGUGGUGACAAACUGGGUCUGGUUUGCUCGUUUUUGGCUCAGUUUAUAGGCGGAAUGACUGUUUCUUUUACAUACAGGUUAGUAACAGGCGUUUGUAACAUAUAUAUAUAUAUAUAUUUAUUGUAUUUUCAAAAUAUUACGUAAUUUAGUUACUUUAUGUAAGACUUUUACCUUUCACUUGAAUUUUAUAGUAGGUAACGACAAUUUCAGUUGGAAGAUGAGUUUGGUCAUGUUAGGUCUUCUGCCUUUGAUCUUAAUAGCAGUUUUGGCUAUUGGGUUCUUCUCGAAGAAGUUCAUAAAAGGUGAACAAGGCUUCUACGGUCAAGCGGGCUCUGUAGCCGAGGAAGUGUUGUACGGCAUUCGCACGGUGAUGGCCUUCAAUGGUCAAGACAGAGAAGUUGAAAGGUAAGAACAAGCUAUGUUUUUAUUCUGUUCCGAUAGUUAUAGUAACUUCAUUGGUCAUUGUUUCAAUUUUGUUCACAAUUGUUGCUGUUAUAGGUAUUCAAAGUACCUUGGACUAGCCGCUUCCGUGGGUGUGAAGAAGGGCAUGGUGAUGGGAAUUGGCACUGGCUUCGUGAUCUUCCUUCUGUUCGGAUCCAUGGGUUUUUCCUUCUGGUAAUUGGUCUCUAUGCUAUAUUGUCAUUGUUUAGGUAUGGUACCAAACUUGUCAAUGAUGGAAUGGAAGCUGGUACUGUGUUCGCUGUCUUCUGGGCCUUCAUGAUUGGAGUGUUGGCUUUGGCUCAGAUGGCUUCUCAAAUAACUGCAGUAAUGGCUGCCCACAAUGCUGCUGCCGAAGUUUUCAAUGUCAUCAAUAGUGUACGGUAUCAAAUUUUUUAUAUCUUACUGUAUAUUGUAAUUUAACAAGUAAUUACUAACCUUUUUAUUAAAACUAUUCAGGUGCCAAAGAUCGACAGCUUGUCAAAAGACGGCACGGUGUUACAUCACAGUGAAAUCAAAGGGAAUAUACGAUUCCGAGACGUUGAAUUCAGAUACCCAACACGGCCAGAAGUCCAGAUUCUGAAGAAGAUCAGCUUCACAGCCGACCAGAAUCAGACCGUGGCCUUAGUUGGCAGUAGUGGAAGCGGGAAGUCUACAGUAAUCUCGCUGUUACAGUAAGUAGAUAAACUAUUCGUAGUAUUAAUACGCAGAAACCUGUUACAGGAGAUUCUACGACCUUGAGCACGGUACCAUCUUCCUCGAUGACAUUCCUAUAUCAGAAUUAAAUGUCCACGGACUUCGGAAUGUCAUAUCUGUAGUCGCUCAGGAACCAGUACUAUUUUCUGGUACCAUUGAAGAAAACAUCAGAAUGGGGAAUCCGACGAUCGACGAGAAGGAAGUUUUAGAAGCCGCCAAAACAGCCAACGCCUACGACUUCGUAAUGAAUCUGAAGGACAAGUUCCAGACCCAGAUCGGCGACGGAGGGAUUCAGCUUUCUGGAGGUCAGAAGCAGAGAAUCGCCAUAGCCAGAGCACUGGUCAGGAAUCCGAAAGUUCUGCUUCUGGACGAAGCCACUUCUGCGUUGGACACGGAUUCCGAGAGGAUCGUGCAAGAAGCCCUCAAGAACGCUUCUACUGGGAGAACGACGAUCGUUGUAGCACACAGACUGUCUACGAUCAAGCACGCUGACAAGAUUCUGGUAUUCAGCGAAGGCGAGAUCGUGGAGGAAGGUAACCACGACUCAUUGAUGGCCUUUAACGGAGUCUACAGCUCAUUGGUUCAGGCACAAGAGAUUGUCAAGUUGAAGACUGAAGAUGAUUUGGUUGGUAAGGUUCAGACUAGUCGCAAUUAAUUUGAAUAAAAUAAUUUCUGGAAUUUUAGAAAAUUUAUAAGAUAUAAGCAGUAAAUAUUUCAGAAGAAGAAGAACGAAUUGAACCUAAUGAACUACAACGAAGUAUUCGACUUCGAAGAUCAACAAGACACAUGAGUCGAGCAAUGUCACACGUAUCCACCACAGCGGACAAAGAAGACGACAUUGACAGGUUGAAGGUAAGAUAUUGGCCUGUUCCUUUUUUUAUAGCUUUUUUUACAAAUUGCAUAUAAAGGAAGAUAUAUGAAUAAACAUUUGGUAUGAGUUUUAGGAAGAACUGGCAGAAUCCAACAUCAAGCCAUCAGACUUCAAAACGAUUAUCCUUUUUGCCCGAAACGAAUGGAAACUAUUGAUUUUUGCAGUGAUGGCAGCCCUAGUCAGGGGAGUACUGUUCCCCCUGUUCUCAAUCAUUUAUGGCCAAGCUUUCAAGGCCUUUGCCACGUCUAGUCCAGAUGAGAGGAUGAAGCAGGCUGUCUGGAACUGUAUCUACUUUUGUAUUCUGGGCGUUGGAGGAGGUAUCACCAUUGGUCUUGGCAGUUAUUUGUUUGGAAAAGCUGGUGAAAGUCUGACAAAGCGGUUGAGGGUAGCUCUGUUUAGGAAUAUUGUGUAUCAGGUAUGGUUUACUUAGUAUUAUGAAGAAGACAGUUUUAUUUGAUUGAGUCUUUAUCACUUUUUUUGAAUAUAUUAUCAUACUCGUUCGCUUCAGGACGGUCCCUACUUUGAUGACCAAAGGCACUCUCCUGGAAAGUUGACUGGCAGAUUAGCUACAGAUGCGCCAAACAUCAGAGCGGUAAGUCACGAAUAUGACAAUAAUAUUGAUAUAUGUUUCUUGAUAGGCGAUUGACCAACGUUUGGCCGAUGUCGUAGCUUCGUUUUCGGCCAUGAUCUCAGGAGUUACCAUCGCAUUCUGUUAUGGACCGGCAAUGGCACCAAUCGGAAUAGCUACCUCAAGUUUUCUGGUUUUGCUACAAACUCUACUCUCACGGUAUUUGAAGAAGCGAGGACAUACUGAUGCAGUACUGGCGGAGGAGCCUGCACGAGUAAGUAUUUCAAUAUUACAUUUAAAAUAUAAGAGAAAACUUGUUAACUAUGAAAUAAGACUUGUGCUAAUUGAGCAAUUUUGGUGCUAAACCUCAACCUUGUUUUAGCUGGCAUCUGAAGCCAUUGAGAAACACAGAACGUUGCAAGCGUUAACCAGAGAAGCCUACUUCGACGCCCUGUUCCAGAAGUUAAUCGAGAAACCUCAUAAAAGGGCGCUGUUCCGAGGGGUAAUCCAAUCCCUUACCUAUGCUUUACAUGCCAGCUACGUCUUCUUCAACUUUGCUGCAGCUUAUCGAUACGGAGUGUUCUUAAUCAAGGAGAAUAUUAUCGAUCCCUACACUACAUUCCAGUAAGUUUCUCGCUAUUUUUGACUCAAUAAUCUAAUUAUUAAUUAAAAAAAGCAACCUUUUGUUACCAAAAAUAGUAAUUUUUAUCGAAAAAUCGUCUCGAAUACCUAAAAAUAUAAUAUUCAGAGUAAUCGAAGCCUUGAACUGCUCAACCAUGACAAUGCUGGCCUUUGCCACGUACUUCCCCGAGUACGUUAGAGCACGUUUGAGUGCGGCCAUCAUCUUCAAGAUGCUGGAAGACAAGCCCACGAUCAGCUACAAAUACCCAGACUACCAGCCGGCUCUUGAAUUCGACGACUGGAGUUUCGAAUCCGUGGGUUUUGCCUAUCCAACGAACCCAAACAGGAAAAUAACAAAAGAUAUCACCUUCACAGUUCCAAAACAGAAGACGUUGGCGUUGGUGGGUGUUAGUGGGUGUGGGAAGAGCACCAUCAUACAACUUCUGGAGCGCUACUACAACCCCGAUUCUGGAUGCAUUGUGAGUUUUGUGGAAAUUCACGUUUAAGAAUUAUUUUUAAAGAUUUUUAAUCAGAAAUUUUACAAAAUUUUGUAUUAGCACAAUGCCAAUAUUGAUUUUCGAUGAGGUUUGUGGUGUUUCGUCAUAAUUGUUUGAUGUUUCGCAAUGAUAUAUUUUUAGAAAGUGAAUGGGGUUGAUAUCAGUGAUGUGAGUCUGGCAUACUUGAGGUCGAAGGUGGCUCUGGUUGGUCAAGAGCCGAUCUUGUUCAAUUACUCAGUAAGAGAAAACAUCGCUUAUGGUCUAGAUGAAGUGUCAUUUGAGCAAAUACAAGAAGCUGCUCGGCUAGCCAAUGCUGAUGAUUUUAUCACCAAUUUGCCGGAGGUAAGGAAUUUGCUUUUUUAAACUUGAUUUAGAUUAAAAUGGUUAUAGAUUAGUUAAUUUUUUGUAAAUACACCAGUCUUUUAUAUAAAUAACCUCAGGGAUACGAGACCAAGGCUGGCGAGAAGGGAUCGUUGCUUUCUGGAGGGCAAAAACAAAGAAUCGCCAUUGCUCGUGCCAUAAUCAGAUCUCCCAAGCUUCUGUUGUUAGAUGAAGCCACGUCAGCGUUAGAUUCAGCUAAUGAACUCUUAGUUCAAGAAGCUUUAGACCGAGUUCAGGAAGGUCGGACGACUAUUGUCAUUGCCCAUCGACUGACGACAAUUCAGAAUGCUGACCAUAUCUUGGUCAUAGACAAUGGGCAGAUCGUGGAACAAGGAACUCACGCUCAGCUACUGGCUUUGAACGGGAUUUACAAGAAUUUAUCACAAAAACAAUCUCUCUGA
Molecule: messenger RNA, 5437 nt
Organism: Bursaphelenchus okinawaensis
Lineage: Eukaryota; Metazoa; Nematoda; Chromadorea; Rhabditida; Aphelenchoididae
Source: the annotation of a GenBank genome assembly